AUGGCGAUUGACGGAGAAGACAACCUAGCAGCAGGCGGCGACAUGCAAUUGAUGGCAACGGCAACGGCAACAACUCAGGUGGCGAUGGCGUUCGACGGAGAGGAAAACCCGGCGGCGGCAUGCAAUCGACGGCAACGACAACAACUCAGGCGACGAUGGCCAUCGACGGCAGCGAUUGCAUGUAAAUUUUGGCUUGUUUUUUUCUCCUUCGUCUCUGUUUUUGGUUAUGAGAUUGGAGCGGGUGGAGGGAAUGGGAAGGGGUCAGUCGGCUGUGCUCUGCGUGGGACGGCGUCGAUGGAGAGCCAGAGGAAUCGAGGUCCUCGAGAAGACAGCGACGGAGUGGAGCGGCGACGGCCGUGA
Molecule: messenger RNA, 360 nt
Organism: Linum trigynum
Lineage: Eukaryota; Viridiplantae; Streptophyta; Magnoliopsida; Malpighiales; Linaceae
Source: the annotation of a GenBank genome assembly